AUGGAUGUUGAAAGUUACAUUAACUAUCCUGAAGAAAAUAUAACAGAUAAAUCAAUUGAUGAUGAGAAGAUAGUAAAUCUUACAAGGCAUUCAGAUAAUCUCACCAUUGUUGAAGAACCAGAUGAUAGUUGCAUUUUCAAAGUCAUUAAAAAAGUGAGAAGUCUUCGAACUGCUUCACUACGACAAACUAACCUUGAGUUAUUUUUUGCUCAAGAUCCUGCUAAAAAUAAUACUGUCGAGAUUGAAUAUGAUUAUCUAACUGAUAUUGCCAUGUUUGAAGCUGACGAAGAUACUGAAAUGGAAGAUCUUGAAUCAGAUACAGCUAAAAAUAAUGAAGUAUAA
Molecule: messenger RNA, 342 nt
Organism: Racocetra fulgida
Lineage: Eukaryota; Fungi; Glomeromycota; Glomeromycetes; Diversisporales; Gigasporaceae
Source: the annotation of a GenBank genome assembly